CUGGCCGGCUAUAAGGCAAAGGGUCUGCGGCCGGCAUCUCUUCAGCCAGUCGUAGAGGGAGACGCCGGUGGCCAGCUGUUGCCUCACACCGCAAAGCGAAGGCAGCAAUCCCGCAACAUGGGGGGAAUACGGAUGACUUUGCUGUUGAUUCUGGCUGCUGCCUGCGUCCCCGUUCUCUGCGACGGCGAGGAGCCUCCGGUUCCGCGGCGAACCGAGAGCAGGUCCCGCUUCGCCCCUCUGGACGACGUGCGUCUCCUGGCCAACGGCCUCCUCCAGCUGGGCCAGAGCAUGCGGGACUUCAUGCAGAAGACGAAGGGGCAGAUCAACGACAUCUUCCAGAGGCUGACCAUCUUCGACCGCUCCUUCUACCAGCUGUCGGCGCUGGCCAGCGAGAUCAAGGAGGAGGAGGAGGAGCUGAAGAAGACCACGGUGGUGCUGCACGCCACCAACGAGGAGAUGAAGGGCCUGUCCGAUCAGAUCAACUCCAAGAUGGAGAGCAUACAGCAGGACAAAAGUCAACUGCGGAACAAGCUGGAGGGCCUGGAGGAGAGACUGAGCAGCCUGACGGUGGGCCUGGUGACCAGCGCCCAGGCGGCAGAGAUCAACAGCCUUCGGAACCUGAUCCAAAGCCAGGAGCAGAGCAUCACAGAGCUGCUGAAAGCCAUGGCCGAACAGAGUGAGCAGCUCAACCACCAGAGGAUGAAGAUCCGAACUCUGGAGGGAAAGGUUACUUCCAGCAAGUUAACGUUCUUCAACCCAGAGGUUCCGACUCUCCCCCCCUAUCUGACCUCGGGCUCUACAUCCAUGGAUCUGCCAUCGGACUGCAGCGAGCUGUACGACAGGGGCGAGCGAGCGAGUGGCGCCUAUGCCAUCAAGCCCAACGGAUCGGAGUCCUUCAUGGCCUUUUGUGACAUGACUGGAGACCACGGAGCAACAGUUAUCCAGCGUAGGAGGGACGGGUCAGUGAAUUUUGAUCAACCCUGGGAGAGAUAUGAAAACGGAUUUGGAGACUUUCAAGGGGAAUUUUGGCUGGGACUCAAGAAAAUCCGCUCCCUGGCCGCUCAGGGGAGCUUUAUCCUGCACGUCCUGCUGGAGGACCGGCUCAAGCACAGGCUUUUCGUCGAGUACAGACUUCAGCUCGACGGGCCCGAGAAAAAUUACUCCGCUCGCCUGGUGCGUCUGUCUGGGAACCUGCCCGACCCCGCGGGCGACCCCAGGGGCGUGACGUUUUCCACCGUGGACAGAGGCAACCAGCAGGACUCCGGCUGUGGCGCCCCGCAGUCAGGCGGGUGGUGGCUGAACGCGUGUGGAGACGCACACCCGAAUGGGAAGUACUUCCGCCGGGGGAGCGGGAUCCAGUGGAAGCUGGGCCCGAAGGGGUCAUUCUCGGCCAAAUCCACCCAGAUUUCUCUCCGUCCUCUGGCGUCCAGCAGCAGCAGCAGCAGCUUCCUGACCUCAUCUCACUCUGAACCUGGCGCAUUCCCCUGA
Messenger RNA from Menidia menidia (Atlantic silverside), 1488 nucleotides. The record is from the annotation of a GenBank genome assembly. NCBI's taxonomy places the organism in Eukaryota, Metazoa, Chordata, Actinopteri, Atheriniformes, Atherinopsidae.